Messenger RNA from Cryptococcus wingfieldii CBS 7118, 2454 nucleotides. Its product is annotated as solute carrier family 36 (proton-coupled amino acid transporter). Gene Ontology annotation, biological process: amino acid transmembrane transport. NCBI's taxonomy places the organism in Eukaryota, Fungi, Basidiomycota, Tremellomycetes, Tremellales, Cryptococcaceae. Gene Ontology annotation, molecular function: amino acid transmembrane transporter activity. The record is from RefSeq and is a predicted model, not a curated record. The coding region runs from base 1 to 2454 and encodes 817 amino acids. The transcript is spliced from 8 exons.
AUGCCGCCCCCAGAAUCCCUCCCCCGCUCCGACAGCACCACCCCCGCCCCAUCCACCACCAACACCCCGCCCAUCCCCAACAUCCCUCCCCGCCAGUCAUCUAACACCGCCCAGGGCGUGCCCCGCUCGCUCGGCGCGUCGUUCAGGGGGCCUUCGCCCCUCUCUGCUCCCAGGGUCGAGGCUGAUAGGAGCGCGAGCACAGGCAAGGAGGGCAAGGAGGAGAAGGGGAAGGGCAAGACGGCGUCGCCUGGGGCGUCGAAUGAAAACUUGAUCGGGGCCAAGACGGAACCUCGCGCCCAACACGCGGCGUCAGCUCUGACAGCUGCCCUUGGCGCGUCCCAGCCCUCUUCCCCCGCCGUCCCUGCGUCCGAAACCCUGGCCCCUACGCCGGGUCUCUCCAGGCAAGGCUCGUCCAACUUUGCGAGACCGUCCUUCUCCCGUGCGGGGUCGGGCGCAUCGACGCCCAAAUUGGGGGUCAGUUAUUCCAAGACGCCGCAGAGUGGGCCCGGGGAUUCGAGUCUGUCGAAUCUUGUGGAUGUGACGGAUGAAGAGAAGGCGCGGGUGCUGAGGAGGCAUUUGGUUAGUGCGGAAGAACGACAGGUGAACCCUUCCCCUUCGCCGAAUGGGUCUGUGGCCGCGACGCCCUCAAAGGUGGACUUUGACGAGCCGGUCAUGCCCGGGGAGAGCGGAGUGACGGGUUAUGGUAGUACGGAUAACACUAGAGAUGAUGCCGACCAGUUCCCCAUCCCAUACGAUGCCCCCGGUGGGGAUGUCACACACGAUCUUUAUAAAUGGCAGCAUGACCACCGAUCCCGUCCCGGCCGUUCCGCCUCCUUCUCCCACGUGCCCGUGGACCGCUCAGAUCUCGACCCUUCGCUCGCGCAUAUCAAAGAGCCAGGAGGGUUCAGGAGGAAUUUUGUGGUGAACAGGGCGCAGGAGCAGGGGUUGGAAGCGCCGGAUAUGGUGAGGAAUGUGAUUGAUUUCUUGUUCCUCUAUGGUCACUUUGCGGGAGAAGAUUUGAAUGAAGACGAAGACGUGCUAGAGGAAGAAGACGAAGAAGCCUUCCCCGCCGGGCCCGGAUCGUCCACCUAUGCCCGCCGACCUUUCCCCGCCGAUGACCUGGAAGACAACACUGCGCGAGGGCAGCAAGUGGGCGAGAGGAGGCCGUUGUUGGGGUCUACGAAGAGGACGAUGAGUAGGCGUAGGAGGGCGAAGAGUGGGCCUGGGCAGGGGACUGCGAGUGUUACGCAGGCUGUUCUUAUGGCAAGUUUUUUCACAAGUUUGUUGAAGGGGUUCGUCGGGACUGGUAUUCUCUUCAUGGGCAAAGCCUUCUUCAACGGCGGUAUCCUGUUUUCGGCCAUUGUGAUGGUUGCUAUCGCCAUGAUCUCGCUCUGGUCCUUCUUGCUUCUCGUCGAAGCUUACAUGGCUGUCCCCGGGUCGUUUGGUGAUAUCGGUGGAGCCUUGUACGGCAACAAUAUGAGGUAUAUCAUCUUAUUCUCCAUCACCGUCUCGCAAAUCGGUUUCGUAGCUGCCUAUACCAUCUUUAUCGCGGAGAACCUCCAGGCAUUCAUCAUGGCGGUGACGAAAUGCGCUACCUAUAUCCCUAUCAAGUACCUCAUCUUUGCCCAGCUCAUCAUCUUCAUGCCGCUGUCCAUGAUCCGGAACUUGGCCAAGCUUUCUGGUACGGCCCUUGUCGCUGAUGCCUUCAUCCUCAUCGGCAUUUUGUACAUUGGCGGCAACGAAAUUUCAGUCUUGUCCAAGAGCGGCGUCGCCGACGUCCAACUAUUCAACCCCGACUCCUUCCCCCUCCUCAUCGGCACCGCCGUCUUCGCCUUCGAAGGUAUCGGCCUCGUCAUCCCCAUCACCGAGUCGAUGAAGGAGCCGAAAAAGUUUCCAAAGCUGUUGUCGGGGAUCAUGGUGCUUGUGGCGGUGUUGUUUGCUGGGGCGGGGGUGAUGAGUUAUGCGGCGUAUGGGAGUGAGAUACAGACUGUUGUUAUUGUGAAUUUGCCGCAGGAUGACAAGUUUGUGCAGGCUGUGCAGUUUUUGUACUCUGUCGCAAUCCUCCUCUCCUCCCCGCUCCAGCUCUUCCCAGCCGUACGUAUCAUGGAGAACGGCCUCUUCUCCAAAUCCGGUAAACACAACCCCUCGGUCAAGUGGCAGAAGAAUGUGUUUAGGGCGUGUACGGUGGUUUUUUGUUCGUUGCUGAGUUGGGCGGGGUCGAGCGAGUUGGACAAGUUUGUUUCGUUGAUUGGGAGUUUUGCUUGUAUCCCCCUCUGCUUCAUCUACCCCCCCAUGCUGCACCUCCGCGCAUGCGCCGAUACCCGCCGCGCCAGGAUCCUGGACUGGACGUUGAUCGUGUUUGGGGUGGUGGUGGGCGCGUUUACGACGGUGCAGACGUUGAGGAGUUUGUUUAUCCCGACGCCGGCGGGGCCAAAGUUUGGGAACUGUGAGUAA